This is a messenger RNA of Penicillium canescens, 1566 nucleotides long. Its product is annotated as YagE family protein. The coding region runs from base 1 to 1566 and encodes 521 amino acids. NCBI's taxonomy places the organism in Eukaryota, Fungi, Ascomycota, Eurotiomycetes, Eurotiales, Aspergillaceae. The transcript has 2 exons. The record is from RefSeq and is a predicted model, not a curated record.
AUGCCACCAGAAGAGAAUUCCCCGUUGCUGCCUCAGCAUAAUCCAGCCUCUACGUCACCACGGGCAAGCCGGACGCCGCGGUCGGUAUCAUUCAAUCCGCUCACGCAAAUCAGCACUUAUGGCACCUCCUCUACCUCCGAUCCUACAUUCCGACCCCUGCAGACAGGCUCACCUCCAGUCCUCAAUGUCAAUGCCCAGGGUAGCCAGCCCCGUCCGGGCAGCCAGCCCAUGCUCUCAGCGUUGAACAGCAAACUCCGCCGUCGCAACAGCCAUGGGGCUGCUCCCUUCAACGCUUCGUCAUACCCAUCACACCCAGCAUCUAAGAUUGGACCGCAGCGAACCACCAAGAAAGCGCAGAAACUAAAGUUGCUCCCCGAUCCGGUGACAGAAGAGGAAGAAGGCUUUGAUGGUGAUUUCCCUCGGGAUGUCUAUUCGCAAAUCACUCGGAUUAAGGACCCCGCCGCACGAAGCCACGCCGCCCGACUAGGCAAAGCCGACCGCGAUCGCAUCCCACGAGUCACAGCUUACUGUACGGCCAAUUCGUAUCGGUUGGAGGGCGUGACCAAGUUCCUCAAGUCGCGGAGCAAGACUCGUGGAGCGAAUCCCAAACUUUACGACGAAUGUGUUUACUCGCCUUUUGACUACCAAUACGAAGAAAAGCAGAAGGGUCGGAUAUUCCCCGACCCAGGUGGUAAUGGACACCCUGAGCGACGACCCAGCGAAAGAAGGUACUCGGACAGCGUCGUGGAGGUGGAAGACAACAAAAAGAGCCGAAGGGAUGAUUUGAUUGAUUUGCACGAAGAGGCUGGACAUUCAGCAGACCAUACUGAACAAGCAGUGGUCCAAGAUACCCCCGACAUUGACACCACAAUUCACACACCGGAAAUAUUUCUCUUCGAUUACGGCACAGUCGUAAUAUGGGGAAUGUCCCCAGCGCAAGAAUCACGAUUCUUGUCCGAUAUCUCGAAAUUUGCGACCUCCAUCUUGAGCCCUGAUGACACGCAGAUUGAAAAUUUCAACUUCUACUAUGCGCGGGAAUACCAGGCCAGGAUUUACAACGACUUCAUCUCUCUUCGCGACCCACGCAACAACAUGAUCAAGCUGGCCAUCUCUCAUGCUCUAGCUCAAUCAGUCAAGACCUCGCUUUUCGAAGAUCUUGUGUCUGAAACAAUUACCGACACCGCACCUCUGCCUGCCCAGAUUGCCCAGACUGGUAGUGUCAAUCUCACACGCAAGCAGAUCAACAUGCAGAUCGGAGAGCUGUUCAUUCUCCGCAUCAACAUCCAUUUGCAGGGAUCUGUCUUAGACAGCCCUGAACUUUUCUGGGCAGAACCGCAACUGGAGCCUGUGUACCAGGCAGUCCGAAGCUACCUGGAGAUGGAUCAACGAGUCAGUCUGUUGACGGAGCGACUGGAUGUUAUUGCGGAUUUGCUUGCAGUCCUCAAGGAUCAAUUGACCCACCGUCACGGCGAAUAUCUCGAAUGGAUUGUCAUCGUCUUGAUCGCCGCGGAGAUUCUCGUGGCUGCAAUUAAUAUUGUUGUCGAUCUCUACGCUGGGGUAGACUAG